AAAUAAAAUUUCCAGCUCUGAUUGAUUUGAGAAACUCCCCACCUCUCUUAAUUUGAGGGAGAUAAUAUAGAUAACAAAGAAGAGAGAGAGAAAAACAAGAAAAGAAAAGAAAGGUUGAGAGAAAAUGAUGAGUCAGUGUAUAGUACCCAGUUGGAAUCUAAGUCACCAAAGACAAGACCUUAAGCUUAACAACCAAGGAGAAGAAGUAAACAGAUCUUCUCACGUGGACUUGGACUCUCAUCAUAACCAUUUUCAGCAACACCAGAACUUCUCUCAACUUGUUCCCAUGUCGAAUUUUGAGGUAACAGAGCUAACAUGGGAAAAUGGACAAUUAGCCAUGCACGAACUAGGAGGCAUGUUCCCGGCUCCUACUACCACAACCACCUCCUCCCCACCGAAGGCCACAUGGGCGGGUGGCGUAGGCAGGGUCACAGACACGCUAGAGUCCAUAGUCCACCAAGCAACCUACUGUAACAACAAACAAAGCCCAAAUUUAUUGCCUGCUUCUGUACCUCAUCAGCAUUCAGGUCAUCAAAACAUUGAAAAUGUCGGGUCAUCAAUUGUGGGCUCUUCUGGAGGGAAAUGGGCCGAGAAAUCCGGACACAUACAGACACCAGUAGGCCCACCACCCCCACACCCGGUACUAAUGAAGAAACGGACACGCUCUGAGUCUGAAAACUGUGCAGUAAGGAACACCAACGAUCAUGAUAUGAGCGCGUGUGCUAGUGCAAACGCUGCGUUUUGUAAGGAAAACAGCAAUAAUAAUAAUACUAAUAACAACAAUGACACAACUAUGAUGACAUGGGCAUCGUAUGAGUCUCCUAGGAGUUGUACAAGAACUAAGACUACCACCGAUGAGGAUUCCGCUUGCCAUGAUGGCUCGGUACUUAAAUCUUCUGCUCCCUUCUUAUCUUUGAUCAUUGCUUUAUUCAAAGCAAGAAAAAUGGAAAUAAAUCAAACAGAAUUACUUUGGAAAGGAGAAGCCAUUUGCUAUGAAAACCAGGAGGAAGAGCGAGAUACUAAAGGAGAAACAGGUCGAUCCUAUACGACAAGAAAAGGAAGGGCAGCUGCUGUUCAUAAUCAGUCUGAAAGGAGACGAAGAGACCGCAUCAACCAAAAGAUGAAAGCUCUGCAGAAGCUAGUUCCCAAUGCAAGCAAGACAGAUAAAGCAUCGAUGUUGGAUGAGGUGAUUGAGUACCUAAAGCAGCUUCAAGCACAAGUUCAGAUGAUGACUAAUGCAAGAUUUAUGCCUCAGAUUAUGAUGCCUCUAGGGAUGCAGCAACACUUACAUCAGAUGUCCCUCCUGGCGAGAGUGGGAAUGGGAGCCGGCCUAGGAAUGGGAUUAGGUAUGCUUGACACAACUAAUAUGGGCGCUGCCCACCCAGCAACGCAGGCAAUACCCUCAAUAAUCCAUCCUACUCAAGUGGCCGCUGCUACCUCCACAUUUAUGCCACCUGGCUUUGUUGUCCCUCAGAUGGUUUCUGCAGCUGCCCAGCAACCAAAUCCUGCUGAUCCCGGAACUAGCAAUUCUGCUCCUUUACAUGAUCCCUACAGCACACUUCUGGCACAGUCUAUGAACAUAGAUCUCUACAACAGGAUUGCAGCUUUACAAAGGCAACAGCAGGCAUCAUCACAACAAACAAGCAAUCAGUUGCAGUCAAACCAUCAUGUUCAGCGAAGUUGAGAUUAUAUUGAUUGUGAAUUAUGAUCUAGAGGUUUUGUUAGCUCCCUUUAGCACAGUUUUGGCAAAUGUAAAUGGUUUAGAUUAUUAAUUGGUGCUUAUCAGUCAUUUUCUUUUUCUCUUUUCAACUCUUAGUUGUCAAAUAUAAAGCUAUUAUGUUACAUGUAUUUGUGCCACCUAUACAAUAAGAUAUAUACAAUAAAAGAAAGAGUAGUUGCGAACUGUUUUUCAGAA
Beta vulgaris subsp. vulgaris (sugar beet) is the source of this 1915-nucleotide messenger RNA. RefSeq names its product transcription factor PIF7. Lineage: Eukaryota; Viridiplantae; Streptophyta; Magnoliopsida; Caryophyllales; Amaranthaceae. Gene Ontology annotation, molecular function: protein dimerization activity. Bases 125 to 1684 code for a protein of 519 amino acids. The record is from RefSeq and is a predicted model, not a curated record. The transcript is spliced from 6 exons. Gene Ontology annotation, cellular component: nucleus.